GGGCAGCCCUGAUUUUUUUUUGCAGGGCCAAGCAGUGAUGCCCUAGACCAUCAUGCCGAUGAGUGCUGCAGUUGGCAUUGCUGAUAGUGGAAUGGAUCUGAUCCGUGGAAUGGACCAGGUGCUUGGAGUCUGUAACCUGCUGCGUCCGGCCGUAAGUCCGCACCAUUUCCACAGCUAUCAAGAAAGGACAUCACAUGGUUUUCGACAACGGCCACUCCUCUGUGAUAGUGUAGGGGUAGGCAGUGGAAGCCGAACACAGCAUAGGGACAUAUCAUCGCAGGGAAGCCAUCUCUGCCUUAGGGUGACGGGUCACGGACAUGGGCUUGGCAGCAAAGACAAGGGUAAUGUCCAAAGGUUAAGGCAAAAUUCUCGUAGGUUGUGCUCUCUAGCAGCCUCUACAGAGGAGGAGGAGGAGGAGAAGGAGAAGAAGAAGAAGAAGACACCGUGCAAGCUCCUAGAGACAAACUCCUCGCUGUGUACAGGCCUCUGUACAAGCUCCUGGCCCGAUGCACGAUGCCCCUCAUCUCCUAGAAGCAAACCAUUAGCAAUCAAACUGUCUGCAAUUGGACGAUCUGCAGCCGUACGAUCAGUAAUCAGUCUGAGACGACUAGCCAUCGAAAGAGUAGUAGGCGAAGAACAGUCAACGCUCGAACGGGCCUUGACUGGGCGACCACGACCCCUUGGCAGCAGGUCUGGUCGCCUUUCGAGGGAGGACAGGUUGUGGUCGAAGAACAGAUCAGGGCAAACGUUGCAGGAAUCAUUGUGCGAUGUUUCGGAUCUCAGUUGUCGGAAAUAUAGACGGCUUGCAAAGAAGAAGAUUCUUUGCCCUUACGAUCAAGGAGGAACAUUCGAGAUAGAAGCAGCAGGAGAGAGAAGAAGAAGAGGAGGAAGAGGAAGAGGAAGAGGAGGACGAGGAGGACGAGGACGAGGAGGAGGAGGAGGAGGAGGAGGAGGAGGUAUGGGGGGGUUGAGCAGAGAAGGAAGCAGGAGGGACAGGCAAAUGCUGCUGAAGGAAGUGCUGUGGAAUGUUGUUCCGGAUUUCUGCGGUGCGAAGAGUCGAUUGAUUGCAAGACAGGCGUUCUCUGCUCCUCACAAUGGAGUGGCAGUUAUGGUAGGGGUAAGAGGAAAUGGGAGAAGGGUAGGGGGGAAGGGAGGAGGAGGAGGAGGAGGAGGACGUGCUGUGGGUGAUUUGAGCAGAGAACAAAGCAUGAGGGACAGGCAAAUGCUGCAGAAGGAAGUCAUGUGGAAUGUUGUUUUAGAUUUUGGCCACGCAAAGAGUCGAUUGAUUGCAAGACAGGCAUUGCCUGCAUCUUACAAUGGAGGGGCAGUUAUGGUAGGGGUAAGAGGAAAUGGUGCAAGGAUAGAGAGAAAAGGAGGAGGAGGAGGAGGAGGAGGAGGAGGCAUGGAGGGGACCGUGAGAGAAGAAAGGAGGAGAUAUGUGAGACAAGUAAAGAAGAGUUAUUUGUUUGCCUGUCGUUUUUGGCGGAAUCAAGAUGUUAAGGUACCUCAAGUGACUGCCAUUGGGAACCAGUCCUUAUUCAUCGAUGGUGCGAGUGUAGAGGACGAGAUGGGUGUUCCACUUUGGCAGGAUGAUGAAGUUGGUGAGGUGCAGGAGAUCGAGCACGAGGGUACGCAGUAUGAUAGGGUGGGAAAGAAGGGUGAGAAUGGUGGUGGGCUUCAACAGCCACCACAGGGCUGGGAAGAACUCGUAGAUACGUCCUCUCCUGAGAAUCUGCUGUCAUUAGCACUCACAGCAGUUCUCGUCUUCGUUGUGCUUAACAUCUUGUGGCAAGUGCUUGUUGCCUUCCUCGUGCUCAUCAUAACAGGGGUCAAGUACAUUCUUCUUGGCGCUUUUGUUGUGGCCCUACUAGUGAUCCUGCUCUAAUCAUUUACAUCCUGGUUUGUACUCUGGUCCGCAGGUCUCUACUCUGUUUUAUUUUAUUCUGCACAUCUUGGUCUAAUUAUCCACAACCGGGUUUCUGCCCCAGAUCCAUUCUUGAGCAUAUGCAUGCAUGCAUGUAUGUAUGUAUGUAUGUAUGUAUGUAUGUAUGUAUGUAUGUGUAUGUGUGUAUGGAUGGAUGUGUGUUGUAGAUUUUCACCACAACAGGCCCUGUUCCACCCAGCUGAAUAGAUCCAGAUUCGAUGCAGCUUUACCUCUAUUGCAGACAAUGAACCACACUUGAGAUGAUCCAUUGCGACAAUGAAACAGCUUUACCUCU
Molecule: messenger RNA, 2219 nt
Organism: Chara braunii
Lineage: Eukaryota; Viridiplantae; Streptophyta; Charophyceae; Charales; Characeae
Source: the annotation of a GenBank genome assembly